AUGGCGUCAACGGUCUCAUCCAUGGCAGCCCUCUCCUGUUCCCUCUGUAUUCUGAAGGGCUGCUCGAUGCUCUUUCUCCUCUGCCUCGGCCCUCUCCUUCUCACCCCUCUCCUGGGACUGGAGCUGGGACUGGGGCUAGAGCUGGGACUGGGACUGGGACUAGAGCUGCGACCGGAGCAGGGACUAGGACUGGAGCUAGGACUGGGACUGGGACUAGAGCUGGGACUGGAGCUGGGACUGGAGCUGGGACUGGAGCAGGGACUGGGACUGGAGCUGGGACUGGAGCUGGGACUGGAGCAGGGACUGGGACUGGAGCUGGGACUGGUGCAGGGACUAGGACUGGAGCUGGGUCUGCGACUGGAGCCGGGACUGGGACUGGAGCUGGGACUGGAGCUGGGACUGGAGCAGGGACUAGGACUGGAGCUGGGACAUGGACUGGAUCUUCCUCACACCAUCAGGACUGCUGCCACUAUUCUGAGACUGGGGCAUCAAGAGGAGCUGGAGAAAGAGAGGGACCCAGCCUAUUGGAAUGCUCAGGCCAAGGAGACACUCCAAGCCGCGCUGAGACUCCGCCCCCGAGUGCAUCGCGCCAAGAACAUCAUCCUCUUCCUGGGGGACGGAAUGGGUGUGUCCACUGUGUCUGCGGCUCGCAUCCUGAGAGGCCAGAUGGAAGGACGGUCGGGAGAGGAGACAGUGCUCGCCAUGGAUACCUUUCCAUACCUCGCGCUCUCCAAGACAUACAGUGUUGAUAAGCAGGUAGCAGACAGCGCUAGCACAGCUACAGCGUACCACUGCGGAGUGAAGGCUAACGCUAAGACAGUGGGCCUUAGCGCCAAUGCAGUGGCCUACGAGUGCAACACCACGUUUGGGAAUGAAGUGUACUCCGUGCUACAUCGCGCCAAAGCACAAGGGAAGUCAGUGGGCAUCGUGACCACCACUCGUGUACAGCAUGCCUCUCCUGCUGCCGCCUAUGCCCACUCAGUGAGCCGCAGCUGGUACAGCGAUGCUGACAUUCCCUCUAGUGCCCGCCGACAGGGCUGUGUCGAUAUUGCCACACAGCUGGUGACCAACGUUGACAUUGAUGUUAUCCUGGGUGGGGGGCGGAUGUAUAUGACACCAAAGGGAACUCCAGACCCUGAGUACCCCACUUCCUCGUCCCGGAAAGGGGAUCGGAAAGAUAAGAGGAACCUCAUUGACGUCUGGAUGAAGGCCAAGCAGCACAAGAGUUCCCAGUAUGUUUGGCACAGGAAGCAGUUUGACGAGAUUAAUGUAAAGACUACUGACCGUCUCCUGGGUCUCUUUGAGCCAAAGGACAUGCGGUUUGAGGUUUUCCGGAAUGCCACACGUGACCCGUCCAUCGUCGAGAUGACAGAGAAAGCCAUUCAGAUCCUCAGCAAGAACCCCAAAGGCUACUUCCUCUUUGUAGAAGGAGGGAGAAUUGACCAUGGGCACCAUGAUGGCAUUGCCAAGCUGGCGCUGACUGAGGCUGUGAUGUUUGACCGGGCGGUGCAACGAGCCUCCCGGCUCACCAGAGAAUCAGACACCCUCACUGUCGUAACUGCAGACCACUCCCACGUCUUCACCUUCGGAGGAAACACCCCCCGCGGAAACCCCAUUUUUGGUUUGGCACACAAGAAGGCAGAGGAUAAGAUGCCAUUCACUAGCAUCCUGUAUGCCAACGGUCCUGGUUAUGUACAUGUGAAUGGAACGAGAGGAAACAUCUCACUGGUGGAUUACUACGAUGAAGAGUACAUGCAGCAGGCUGCAGUCCCUCUGGACUCUGAGACCCACGGCGGGGAGGACGUGGCCAUCUACGCCAAGGGCCCCAUGGCCCACCUCUUUCACGGGGUCAAAGAGCAGAAUUAUAUCGCCCACGUCAUGGCCUACGCAGCCUGUAUCCCACCCUACACGGACUGCCCACCACAUCCGCCCGCCUCAACCGGACACACACACACCCUCUCUGGGCUGCUUCUCUGUCUGGCUAGUCUCCUCUGGAUCCUGUUCAGAUGACGACACACAAUCCGACCAUCAUGGGUACAGUGUCCAUAUUAGCACAGUUACCGGUCCAUAAAAGUUGUGUCAGAGAUGGUGGAAACGGGAUAGUCUAGGUUGUCUAUUUUGGAGAAGUGUCUAGAUUGCUACGUCAUAUUGCACUGCAGCAAUUUCUAACCAUCCUCAUAAGGUUCUAAAUGGAACA
Molecule: messenger RNA, 2197 nt
Organism: Oncorhynchus masou masou (cherry salmon)
Lineage: Eukaryota; Metazoa; Chordata; Actinopteri; Salmoniformes; Salmonidae
Gene: alpi.1
Product: alkaline phosphatase, intestinal, tandem duplicate 1
Exons: 12
Coding region: 1-2010 (669 amino acids)
Biological process (GO): dephosphorylation
Cellular component (GO): plasma membrane
Molecular function (GO): alkaline phosphatase activity
Source: RefSeq, a predicted model, not a curated record